AUGGCUUCAUCCAUGACCAUGACCACCAUCUUCUCUGGUGGCGCCGUCGCCACUAAGCCGGCCACAGCCACCACCCGUCACAACAGCCAGCUUGCGGUGAGGGCCUCGAUGGACUUGGAGAAGGUGGUGGCGGCAGCCGCAGAGACCACCAACACGCAAAAGCCGCGAUGGAAAGGCGGCGGGUAUACGCCGGUGAAGGAUCCAAGUGCACGGGAGUAUUUUCAAGUGGCGACAUUCGCGGUGUCGGAAUAUAACAAACAGAACAAGGCGUGCUUGACUUUGGAGUCUGUGUUCAGUGUUGAAACGCAGGUGGUCGCUGGUGUGAAUUACGGGCUGGGGAUCACCGCGAGGGACGAACGCGGCAUAUCCAACAACUACGAGGCCAUUGUUUUCUCCCGGACCGAACCUACAUCCCUCCAUCUCACUUACUUCCAUAUACUUUAUCAAUAG
This is a messenger RNA of Salvia splendens (bonfire salvia), 450 nucleotides long. Its product is annotated as cysteine proteinase inhibitor 5. Lineage: Eukaryota; Viridiplantae; Streptophyta; Magnoliopsida; Lamiales; Lamiaceae. The transcript is spliced from 2 exons. Bases 1 to 450 code for a protein of 149 amino acids. The record is from RefSeq and is a predicted model, not a curated record. Gene Ontology annotation, molecular function: cysteine-type endopeptidase inhibitor activity.